CUCCCGUAACUGCCUCGAGAAAUUCUGACCUCUGACCUCACCACCCCCAACCUUGCCCCCACCCCUGCUCGGCCAAUCACAGCAGCCAUGGGGAGGAAAAAGAUCCAGAUUCAACGAAUCACAGAUGAGCGUAACAGACAGGUGACCUUCACCAAACGGAAGUUUGGUCUGAUGAAGAAAGCUUAUGAGCUCAGUGUGUUGUGUGACUGCGAGAUUGCCCUCAUUAUUUUCAAUCACUCAAACAAGCUCUUCCAGUAUGCCAGCACCGACAUGGACAAAGUGCUCCUCAAAUACACCGAGUACAAUGAGCCGCACGAAAGCAGGACCAACGCAGACAUCAUCGAGACGUUGAGAAAGAAAGGCUUUAACGGUUGCAACAGUCCAGAGCCAGACGGGGACGAUUCAAUCGACCAAAGUCCGUUACAGGAGGAUAAAUACCGCAAGAGCGAGGAGCUGGACAUCCUCUUCAAACGCUACGGAUCCACAGUGCCACCGCCCACUUUCUCCAUGCCAGUCACAGUGCCGGUGUCCAGUCAGAGCCCUCUGCCAUUCAGCAAUCCCAGCAGCCUCGUCACCACUUCCUUCGUCACCUCCACUCUCACAGACCCGCGCCUGCUGUCACCACAGCAACCGCAGCUGCAGAGGAACACGGUGUCUCCAGGCCUGCCACAGAGACCUGCCAGCGCAGGUGCUCUUUUGGGAGGUGACCUCAACAAUUCAAACGGAGCGUGCCCAAGCCCUGUGGCCAAUGGUUACGUCAGUGCCAGGGCCUCCCCAGGACUACUCUCAGUCUCCAACGGCAGCAUGGUAAAAGUAGUGACGGCUAAACCUCCCUCUCCAUCCAGCCCUCAGAUGGUGAACAGUCGUAAACCGGACCUUCGGGUCAUCACUUCACAGAGCAGCAAGGGUCUCAUGCAACUGAACACCCAGAGGAUAAGCAGUUCCCAGUCGACCCAGCCUUUGGCCACACCGGUGGUCUCUGUCACCACCCCAAGUCUGCCACCACAAGGCCUGGUCUACUCAGGCAUGCCCACUGCCUACAACUCUGAAUACUCCCUGAGCAGUGCUGAGCUCUCCUCUCUGCAAGGCUUUGGCUCUCCAGGGCUCUCUAUAGGCUCAAUGUCGGCAUGGCAACAGCAUCAACUGGGCCAGGCAGCUCUCAGCUCGCUGGUAGGUGGCGGUCACUUACCUCAGGGCUCAAAUCUCUCCAUCAACACCAGCCAGAAUGUCAACAUUAAAUCCGAGCCCAUCUCUCCUCCACGCGAGCGCAUCACCCCGUCCGGCUUCCCGCCCCAGCAGCAGCAGCAGCCUCCCUCCGGCCGUCCCGACAUGGGCCGCUCGCCCGUGGACAGCCUCAGCUCCUCCUGCUCCUCCUAUGAUGGAAGCGACCGAGAGGAUCACCGGCCCGAUUUCCACUCCCCGCUCGGCCUGGGUCGGCCCCCAGCCGCCGGGGCCGAAGAGAGGGAGAGCCCCACGGUCAAGCGCAUGCGCAUGGACACCUGGGUGACAUAAAGCUGUCCCGAGCCUGACAGCCAGUCAGUCACAAGCAGGGCUGGGCAGGGGGAAAGGGAGAGAGGAGCGACAGCAGGGAGGGUCAUUAUUGUUAUUAUUCUAUUGUUAUAAUUUAACGUCAUUUCACUUUUUUGUAAGUAGGUAGAUGGGGAAAGAAAUCGAAAAUGUCCUGACAUAUCGAAAUUCAGCAGAUGAGUGGAGAGAGAGAGAGAGAACCUCAAGUCAAGCAGUCAGAAUGAACGGUGUACUCAAACAAACAGGUGUUAUCAGGUACUUGAUGCAAAUUUCAUUGCGUGAGAGUCCAAUGUAUGAAGAAAACAUUUUCGAUUGUUGUCGUCACUGGUGCAGUUUGACACUCGUAGCUGUUUUUGCUGUUGAUUUUGCAAACAAUCAAAGAAAGUUUAGGGGCGGCUUUCUGUCCGAAGGCUUCUGCCUGCUGGGCUCAUGUAUUAAACAAUCUAUAUCUGCACUCGCCCUUUUAUGAAGUAUGUCACUUAUUAAUUUAUUUAAAGGUAUUCGAUGAUAGAUUUGGAUCGGUUUUAAGGCUUGUAUCUAAAAUGAGAUCACAUUUCACCUCAGUUAAGACAUUAAGCAAAGAAAUGAAAAAUGUCUCUAAAUUAAUAUCAAUAUCAAUUUUCAGUCCCUUCUUAACAGCAGUUUUAACAAAUGGGAAAAGAACAGGUAGCCCAGUCGAUUUAGAGACGAUAGCAAGUCAUUGUACAUUCAUGCAGCUCCAACAACUCAAUGGUAACGCAAGCCAAAGCCUCUAUGUAAUUUUGUCGUACUGUAGGUUGGGAAUUUUCAGCAUUUCUCUCUCGAUGUUUGUUUUAUAUUAGUUCUGUCAUAGUGUGCGUUGUUACAAACAUUGGAAAACGAUUAACAUGCAAAGCAGAUCUUGAAACGAUAUCUAAAGCCAUGAACACUUGCUGUUCUGUUUGUAAAUUAAAGAUUUGAGCCAAACCUUUUUUUUUUCUUUUGUUUUGUACAUAGCAACUUUAAUAUAUAUCACUUUUGGUGUAAGUACGUAUGUAUUGUACCUUCACCAGAUUCAAGAAAAAAGUAUAUUUUUGUGGAUUACUGCCAAGUUUACAAGGCGAGAUCCUUAUUAAGUAGAGUAUUCACUGGUUAAUAUUUACUAUUUUGUUAACUAUACUGUACUUUCUUCAAAUCUGACUAUUAUUGGUAAUAUUCGAAGUGUUUUUUUUUUCUCCAAGAAGAUAGUUUUUGGGUCGUUUACCCUUUAAUGGUGGUGAAUGUCUGUCCAUAAGAAAUUGUAACGACAGAGCUGUAUGAUUCAAGCUCAGCUGUCUUUAUUUCGUUUUGUAAAACGAUACUCGUCAUGCUAAGAAAAAAAAUAUAUAUAUGGUUGCAUUUCUUACAACUGUUUUGUGAGGGAUUAGCCUGCAGCUGCUGAAUACACUGCCUACUUUAACCCAUCACGGCUUAGAUGCACUAUUCAUUGAGAUCCAGUUCAAGACACAUUUCUCUUUACAAACAUUCCCCAAAGUUUGUAGAAAAAAAAAGCUCAUGUUGCUAAAUUCAUUUCAACCAAAUCCCUCAUAUAUUGUAAAUACCAUGACUUUAGGUAACCCUGAUACACACAUGCAUACUAUGUACAGAACACCUUUCCUGUUAUUUUGAGAAUUGGCUCAUCUGCAGAUUUCCUAAUGUAAAGAAGACACCUUAAGGAGGCAUCGGUCGCAAUGUUCUGUAUUGCUGGACGAGAGAGGGCGCUGUAGCUCUCUCCGCCGUCGCGUUUCGCUCUCUGUGUGCAUAUCUCUUCACGUGUGGCUGUUUGUUUGUGCGGCACGAACGUCCGGUAGAAGUGGCCUCCGGCUUGCAUCACACCUCACUGCCCCUCGGGUGGCAAAGCGUCAGGGGAUUCAGCAGCUAAAGAUGGAAAUACUAGACAAUGCAAACUGACUUGGACAUGAUCUCUCUAAUGGAUUGCACAAAAAGUUUGUAUGUUCAAGCUUGCCGUCGGAUGCUUUCCUCUUUAGAUUUGUUAUGUAUUCGGUCGGUGUGCGCAUACCUUCCUGCCCUCUCGAGCACCGCAGCAACUGGCAAUAAGCUGAUAUUAAUCUAUGCAGUCCCCAACCCACACAUAGCCAGGAACACAAAGCAUUCACAUUUAAAAGUGGAGUUUUAAAGGGAUAGCUCACCCAGAUAUGACGAUUCGGUUAUUGGCUCGCCCUAAAGUUGUUCCAAACCUGCAUGACUUUCUUUCUUCUGCUGAACGUGAGACGGUUCGAAGAAGGUCACCAUACUGUUUGUUUUAAAAAUCAAUAGGGCCCAUCAGCUGUGACCCACAUCCUUCAAAAGUUUAACAGAAGAAAGAAAUCCCAACCGGUUUAGAAUAACUUGAGAGUGAGUAAAUGAUGUUUUUUUUUCAUUUGAGGGGUGAACCAUUCUUUUACGAAUAUUAUUAAAAAUAAAUUUUGAGAAAGAAAAUCAUGCAUAUUAUAUUAUCACAUGUCCAUUAAUUACACAAUGUUGCCUAGUUCAUGAAUAAAGUGCUCUUUAUAGAGCAGGUGAGAAAAUGACUGUUAACCCUUUGUCCUUAAGUGCUUGCAUAUUAAAAAAUACAGUUCACCAAAAAAUGAAAAUUCUGUCAUUAUUUACUCGGCGGUUCCAAAGUUGCAUUUCAUUUUUGGAACACGAGAUGUUUUUACAAUUCUAGCUGCAAUUACCGUUGAUAUUCACUAAAUGCAACAUUCGUCCCAACCGGUUUUCGAACGAGAUGACAGAAUUCUCAUUUUUUUUUCCCAUGGUUACGUACAAAGGCACGCUGACUAAAAAUGAAAUCCACAAGAGCCAUGCAAACUCUGCUUUAGGUAUAGCUUUAGAUUUAUCCUCAGACGUGUACAAGCUUUGUUGUCUCAGCUGAACCGAAACGCCCAUUAGAAAGUUUUACCAUGUCUGUCGAAUCAUUUGAAGUUGAUCACAAUCAAAGCUUUUCAGGGUAGACAAGCAAUAAUGCCAGCCCGGUGUUACGAAAGCACCACGGCCUAAAACACAUGCAGGAUUUUCAAACUGCAAUGAAUGCACACACAAACACUCAACAUUAGUGCUUGAUUAGGAAUCAGGGAGUUUCUCUGCUACAUGCACAAUUAGAGCCUUAUUCCAAAGAGUUGCUGGUGUUCGGAAUCAAAUAUGAUAUCACUCAUCGCAUUUUGACUUCAUCGAAACAAAAUCACCCUCACGUCAGGGGUUCUUAUAAACGCACGUGAGAUAUACAUAAGAGAUCUGAAGAGAGGAGGCUGUUCCUUUGGCGCGGAGUGCUGUGUCACAAACUGUUGAAUGUGAAAGGAAGGGAUAAAGAGGAAACAACAA
This is a messenger RNA of Puntigrus tetrazona (Sumatra barb), 4845 nucleotides long. RefSeq names its product myocyte-specific enhancer factor 2D-like. Bases 88 to 1512 code for a protein of 474 amino acids. Gene Ontology annotation, molecular function: RNA polymerase II cis-regulatory region sequence-specific DNA binding; DNA-binding transcription factor activity, RNA polymerase II-specific; protein dimerization activity. Gene Ontology annotation, biological process: positive regulation of transcription by RNA polymerase II; cell differentiation. The transcript is spliced from 9 exons. The record is from RefSeq and is a predicted model, not a curated record. Lineage: Eukaryota; Metazoa; Chordata; Actinopteri; Cypriniformes; Cyprinidae.